AUCUCACCAUUUCUGCAUUGAACUCGUGGAAUUGCGUACUGGGAACACAACAGGGUGUAGAAGGAGGAGCAUGCAAAUUUCACUGCCACCCUGCUUCCGCCGUGGGAUUGCAUCUGCACAAUCAACCAUAAUCUGAGAUGAGAGCAUUCAGAGCACUUCUUCAGCUUAACACUCUCUCCAACCUCGUUUCCUCCACGCGCCUCACUCUCCACCUUCCCAGGAAUAAUCAUGUGCUGAACAAGAGCUUAUUGUUGUGGGAUGCAACUGCAAAUGCAACGUUUACUGGUAGUUCUCAAGUCAGGAAGAUUUGGACUACCUCAUUUGUUUGUAUGGGCAGGCGUUCCAGCAAAAUUGCUCGCAGAAAGGGAACCCAAGAUGUAAAAAGGGCAAAGCUGUACUCAAGGAUUGGAAAGAAAGUUGUGUCUGCUGUAAAGAAAGGUGGUCCAAAUGUAGCAACAAAUUCAGACUUGGCUGCUGUGCUUGAGAAAGCAAAGGAGCUUGACGUGCCUAAAGAUAUUAUUGAGCGUAACAUCAAAAGAGCAUCUGAGAAGGGACAAGAGGCUUAUAUUGAGAAAACCUAUGAGGUAUAUGGCUAUGGAGGAGUUAGUAUAGUAGUUGAGGUAUCAACUGAUAAAAUAAAUCGUUCGGUGGCAAAGAUUAGGGAAGUGGUAAGGGAUUAUGGAGGAAAGAUGGCAGAUCCUGGAUCUGUGAUGUUUAAGUUUAGACGUGCUCGGGUAGUAAAUAUUAAAGUCACCAAUGCUGACAAAGAUCAGCUGCUUGCUAUUGCUUUAGAUGCUGGAGCUGAGGAUGUAAUUGAUCCUCCAACUUACGAAGAAGACACUGAAGAGGAUGAGUCAGAAAGAUAUUAUAAAAUUGUGGGUUCUUCGGAGAACUACUCAUCUAUACUAUCGAAACUGCGAGAGGAGGGCAUAGAUUUUGUGCCUGAUAGUGGUUCUGAGCUUCUUCCAAAUGCCACAAUUGAGGUAGACGAUGAGGCUAUGGACUUGAACAAGGAACUUAUGAGCAAUUUACUUGAACUUGAUGACGUUGAUGCUGUUUAUACAGACCAGAAAUAGUCAUUUUUUUUAUCUUCAAAAGCUUCCAGUAGACAGCUCAACGUUAUUCUUCGCUACAGGGAGUUCAUAUGACAUUAUGUACCUGGUCUAUUUGCAAAAUGAAAAUUUGGUUUUAAAUUUUUUGGGGAUUCCUCUGGUGAGAAGAUUGUAUUUCUAGUCUAAGCACAUGCUCGGUCUAAUAAUCUGAUUUUGUUUUUUCUUGCGAGGGUAGCUAGAAGCAUGUUUCUGGUAAGUGAAUUCAUUUUGAAGUUUUUAUCCAAAAUAGAGGAUAUUUAAAUUAUUUAUUUCCUUAUAUAACAAAUUGACAAAUUCCAACAAUAAUAAGACAAGGUAAAUCUUGUUUCCUUCU
Messenger RNA from Lotus japonicus, 1425 nucleotides. RefSeq names its product probable transcriptional regulatory protein At2g25830. NCBI's taxonomy places the organism in Eukaryota, Viridiplantae, Streptophyta, Magnoliopsida, Fabales, Fabaceae. The transcript is spliced from 7 exons. The record is from RefSeq and is a predicted model, not a curated record. Bases 138 to 1076 code for a protein of 312 amino acids. Gene Ontology annotation, cellular component: chloroplast.